UACGAUCUUUGAGCUUGCGUCUGCGGAGUUCACUUCCUGUUGUGUGUCUCGUGUGCGUGAGCGUGUCGGUGUGAAUCCAUCCUGGCGUCUUGAAGGAGCAGCCAUGGUGUCAGGCCUGUCCGUUUUUUUCCUUUUGGCUUUACUCUGUGCCACCUUGACCACUUGUGUGUCGUUGGGCGAUAAUGACUGUCUGCCCUACACGGACGCGGGCGGGAUGUAUCACCACUCUGAGCGAUGUCUUGAAAAAUUCUGCUGUGGUAGCUGCACCGCCAAACACUGCUGCAAUAUGAAUUAUUUCCGCUUUACGAAGGAAAGCCAAGAAGAUUGUGUAUACGAUAUGUUCGUGGGAACGACGCCAGUGUUGGGUUCCGUGAUUGGUACCAUCGUCCUUGUGGUGGUGGUCCUCAUCAGCUGCUGCGUGUGUCCCUGUUGCUGUCUGUACAAGAUGUGCCGCAAGCCGAGACCGGUAAUUGCAACCACCACUCACACCACCGUGGUCUCCACCAACCCCCAACAUUACCCCCAGCAACCAACAAUGUCGCUUGGGCAACCACAGCCCUACCAGGGUGCCCCCUAUCCAGCCUACCAGCCUGUACCAGUGCAGUCGGGAUACGGAGCCCAGCCCGUGCCGCCUCAGGGAUACCCGCCGCAGUCCAUGCCCACUCUGCCCCACCCGGGACAGCCUUUCACACACGGACCACCGCCAACGUAUCAGGAAGCUACCGGCCCGGCGUACCCUCCUAACCCAACGCCUUACAGCCAGGCCGCUUUUACACCCGGCCAGUCGUCUUACCCUCUGCAGCCCCCCGUGCAGCCUCCCAUGCAGCCACUGGCCAACGCUCCAGCAGCCCAAGUAGACUACCUGGCUCAGCCGGCGUAUAACCCCGAUUAUGUCUCGCCUCCACCCAAGAUGGGAUAACAGUCGCUUCAAAUGUGCAGCAGCAUCGUCAAAGAAUUUUACACUUUAUUUUACCGUGCCACAUCCACGUAGGCCAUUUCUAUAUACACAGAUGCACAAAAGGACGGUGCAUGGCUUUUUUUUGGGAAGAGAUGUUUGCCUUGCAGUUCUCAGGAAGCAUGCCCUAAUUUCCUCUUCUUUUCCAUGUGCCUCCUCUAAAUUGUUACGGAGUGAGCUACUGCAACUCGAAAUAUCUUGACGGUCUUCAUCAACAUGUUUGAAUAUUUCAAUGUUAUAAUUGGACACGUGUUGUCAUUGUGUUCUCAUGUGCUAGUGUUGUUACUGCCGUUGAGCCUCAUUUAGGCUCUCACCCCUCUCAUCAUCACCUGCAACUGUCAUUUGCCAGCGCUAUUACACUGUGGAACCAGCGAUAAAGUUGUCCUUUUUUUCGUGUGAUUGUUACAAUAGAUUUUUGUGUCAGUCGGCAUGUGGCCUUGGUUGGCAUGCUGGGGUUUUUCAAAGUGUGGGACAGUGAGACUUUUUGAGACCCUUUACACAAAAUGAACCAGCUGAGGUCUCUAUACUCCCCAAACCGCUUAAAAUGUAUUUUAUUGGUGCUGUAGUUGUUUGUUUUGCAUUGUGGUUGUGUCUGUUUAUGGAUAUCAUUUAAAAAAUAUAGUUAGAAAUGCUUUGUGACACCAAACCAGAUGCUAUUUACAAGCUUAACCUAUAAAAACAUCUAAAGUCAGAAUAAUUCUGCAACAAAAAAUAUGUUAGGAGGAAUGCGUGAAAUUUUAAAGUCAGAGCCCUUUUGCAUAUAUAUUACGCUGAGAUUCUAAUCGCUACAUUAAGUCGUUAUGGUUCAAAACAGUAUUGUGUCAAAUGUUACGUUUCACACCUCACACGGGAAUUAUGUUGUUCACCUUAACAUUAUAUCCUUUUGGUAUCUCUGUUUCUCUCCCUUCCAAUCUUAGACAAAAAAAGAAAAGUUCCUUUCUCUCGGCCUUUAACAUAGCCAUGGGUAUCUUAUUAUUUUCCCAAGUUGGUGCACAUGCCCGUGCAGUCCAAUGGUGUGUCUCACACUUUGAAAACCGCUGCACUUGACCAAAAGACUUGUCUCUUGGAAAAGUAGUUUAGUUGAUUGUAAAAAAGAUUUUUUUUUUUGUAUGAGAAUAGAGGGAAAUAUUCGUCGUGGAGUGAGGAUCUCCCAGGAUAAAGGGAAUGUUCACUAUUUUUUCAAGAUGGCUACUGGAUUUUGACUCAAUUUUGUGUUUAUGUGCCCAAUAGGCUUUUUUUUGUGUGUGCAAAUUUAGGAUCUUUUAAUUGUUCCAAGUGGAUGCAAAUGUACCUGCAAUGCAUUGGUCGCAAAAUAACCAAAGUGUGAUUUCUUUUUCCUUGGUUUACUAAUGCUAGCAACAGCCGUGCCUUCUACUUAAUCACGUAACAUUAAAAACAACAUGAAGAUGAUGGAUUUAUAUUUAGCUAAUUGAAUCUUGUCACAGUGCCGUGUGUCUCCUGCGGGGUGUGACAAGAAAGAAGCAAGACGAAAGCAGUUCAUCCAUACUCAAACCUGUCCUCUUUGUUGUCACAUUGUGUUUCACGUUUCAAAAUCUAUAUUUUCUUAAAAUAAGCUAUACUACUAACAGUCAGGAAUAAGUACAUUUUUCCUGCGCUCUGCACCAAAUUGCCUCGUUCAUUUCCUUACUUGAAAAUACUUUUGCUCAAGUGACCUUCUCGCGCAAACCCAGCAAUGUUUGUUAGAAUUCGACAUAACACACAUUGCAGAGCUUUUGUAACUUCCUCCUUUUUAUUUAGAUUUUAGUAGACAUAGCCUAUCAUGUCACAGGCAUUUGCCUGGGAUGCGUACAGAUUGCUUGAAUUUCUUCCUGUCAAAUGUGACCACAUGCUAGCUCAAGAAAUUAGAAAUCUCCUUUAUUCGCUUGCCAUGUUUUAUGUGGAGAUCUUUUAAAUGUCUGCAAGCAGCAAUUUGCCUUCAUAAAUACAGUAUGUAUCCUACCUUUCA
Syngnathoides biaculeatus (alligator pipefish) is the source of this 2921-nucleotide messenger RNA. Its product is annotated as protein shisa-5-like. The record is from RefSeq and is a predicted model, not a curated record. Bases 104 to 919 code for a protein of 271 amino acids. The transcript has 5 exons. Lineage: Eukaryota; Metazoa; Chordata; Actinopteri; Syngnathiformes; Syngnathidae.